AUGAAGAUGAGAGUUUUAUAAGUUUUAACUCUAACAAAAGGCAAAGGCACAGUAUGGAAUAAGAUGAUUAGUCCUCUAAUAAUGUGGAGAGAUUCAGUGAGUUUACUUUUGGAACCUUAAUACUUGGUGAAGGCAGAAUAAUUAGAGGACUAAGCAUUAGAUGACAAUCAAUCUGAGAUUUCAUUAGAUUUUAAUCUUGACUCUCGAAAUGAAAGGGAUACAGAGGCAACAGUAUAAGAAUGUAUUGUAGAGGCAAAGAAGACUGAUAACUACGAGAACAAACUCAUUGAGGAUUGGCUUAAGGAAAUUGAUAUGAGAUACCAGAAUGAAAGUGCUAUGGAGGAUGAGACUAUGGACUUAAGAAGGUCUAGUUCAAAUGACAAUGACUCACUGCAAUUCCCAAAUUAAUAAACCAAGCUAGAGUAGUAGACUAAGAUACAAACCCUUGACCCGAAUUCUAUUUACAUGGCAUCCAGAAAUGAAUCUCUGAUUGAAAAGUAAAUAAAUUAGAACAGGCUUGCAACAAAGUAUCCAGUAUUCAAAGAUGUGAAAGGCCAGUGGAGCUAUAACUACGAGGCUGAAGAGAAAAAGAAAUUCAAGGGAGAGUUAGCAUGGGAUCCUAACAAACUUCAACCUCACGUAGUCGAUGAAUACUUAAGGGAGGUGGCUGUUAUUUGGCCUAAAUGCACUGGUAUGAAAGAAGAAAUAGCUCUGAAAAUAUUGGUGAUCAACAAUUUCAAUGUAGAGGUUGCCCUUUCUAAACUCAAGUCUAGAGAAACUUCUUUGGAUAUUGUGAGACUUAUUAACGAAAUGACUCAGCAUGAUGCUAAGAUAGAAUUUCUCAAGUUCUUAACUAAGCUUUUGUGA
Messenger RNA from Stylonychia lemnae, 867 nucleotides. NCBI's taxonomy places the organism in Eukaryota, Ciliophora, Spirotrichea, Sporadotrichida, Oxytrichidae. The record is from the annotation of a GenBank genome assembly.